This is a messenger RNA of Scophthalmus maximus (turbot), 5227 nucleotides long. RefSeq names its product von Willebrand factor A domain-containing protein 7. Bases 160 to 2979 code for a protein of 939 amino acids. NCBI's taxonomy places the organism in Eukaryota, Metazoa, Chordata, Actinopteri, Pleuronectiformes, Scophthalmidae. The transcript has 16 exons. The record is from RefSeq and is a predicted model, not a curated record.
UCAGCCACCGCGUUUCUGCUGCAUUGUACUCAUCACAGAUAUCAUGUAACAGGUGGAACAAGACGCGGAUGGGCACGCCCUGCCUGUGGCACAUUAGGCAGGUGUUGCCACAAUAAUGAUUAUGAGUGUACAGGAGAACGGCAAGGACUCAGGUCGGUCAUGUCUUCCCAGUUGGCUCAGCUGUGUCUCCUGCUCCUGCACACCGGAGCUCAUGGAUUUGGGAUAUUGCCAGGAAAGUCUCUCAGUCACCUGGAAAUCACCGAGAGUGCGAUUCUCAACGUCUCUGUGCAGGUGUGCCGCGCGCUGGCUCAAGCUGAAGGGACGGACUUCACUUUUCCUUCACAGCCUUUCACUGCGGAGGGUGUUGCCGUGGCCUGCAAUGCACCGAAAUCGUCCAAGACGUUCCGCCAGGCCAUCACAUCUGUCAUAUUACAGAACGUGCGGGUGGACCUCCGCCACGCCCUCAACGCAAGCUUCCACUUUGAUGAAGAGAUGUUUGUUCAAGGGAGGAAAAUCAUCACUGAGGGGCUGCAGGCGGUCAAAGCAAGCAACAAGCAGGAAAACUUUGAGGCAGCCCGGGAGAAACUAGGAGAGAUUCUACAUCCUUUACAGGAUUUCUACAGUCACAGCAACUGGGUGGAACUGGGGAACAAAGUCCCAAACUCCGAUCUGAUCAGAUCAGACACCAGCGUUGGCAACGUAGCAGACGUGAGCAGGGCAACGUGUCGGAACUGUGACGGGGACGACUGCAGGAACAACAUUCUGGAGGAUGUCAUAGCAGGGGGGAUACUCACCUCUGGGUACUUUGGUAUCGUGCCUUUGGUCUCAACCAAACCACAAGGAAAAUGCAGCCACGGAGGAGCAGUUGAUCAAACAAGUGCCAUCGAGCCCAAAGGUGGGAUCAACAAAGACUCGUUCGAUGCCAGUCACGGACACCUCCACACGGACGCGGCCAACAUGGCCAUAGCUGCAACCAGUCAGCUGCUCGACGACGUUCGAGGGGCUGCCGGUGACAGACCCUUCCUCCAGAUGAUGGGAAUCUCCAAAGGGUCCGGUAAAGCUCUUUGUUUUGUGAUCGACACGACAAAGAGCAUGAGCGAUGACAUCGAGGCGGUGAGGACAGUCACUUCCGCCAUAAUCAACACUAAAGUGGGAACGGAGGACGAGCCCUCGUUUUACAUUCUUGUGCCGUUCAGUGAUCCGGGAAUCGGGCCGCUGAUAAAGACCACAGACGCACAACUCUUCAGGGACGUCGUUAAUUCCCUCUCUGUAACUGGUGGAGGAGAUGACGAAGAACUGAGCCUCUCUGGGCUUCAGAUGGCUUUGAGUGGUGCGCCUGCCAACUCCGAGAUCUUCCUCUUCACCGAUGCACCUGCCAAAGACAAACAGCUGAGCGGCGCAGUGACCGCACUCAUCGAGCGAACCCAGACGGUGGUGAACUUCAUGAUCACUGACUCAACAGUGACCAAUCGCCGCCUGAGACGGAGCGACCGGACACAAGCCAGGACGAUGGCAGCCUCCGAUGCCCAGGUGUACGUUGACCUGGCUCAGGCCUCAGGAGGUCUGGCUAUCGAAGUCACAAAAAGUGAGCUGCCCGCGGCCACCAGCAUCAUAACAGAGUCGUCCAGCUCUUCCCUGGUGACGCUGCUGCAAGCAGCCAGGAGCCCAGGGAAGGCGGAUAAUUUCUUCUUCGUGGUAGAUGAAACGGUAACCAACCCCAGAGUUUACAUCACAGGGCGCUCCUACACUUUCACUCUCAUCAGCCCCAAAGGCGAAUCUCAGCAAAGCACUGACACAUCUGGGUCAUUGAUCACCGCAUCCCAGUCCGUGGGAAACUUCCAGACUCUGAAGCUAAAAAAGGAAGUUGGACAAUGGGAAAUGAGAAUGGUGUCCACUAAUCCCUACACUCUGAAGGUCAUAGGUCAGAGUCCUAUUGACUUCCUCUUUGACUUUGUGGAGGCAUCGCUGGGCCCGUUCACAGGAUACGAUGCUCUCGACACUCGUCCCCCAGCUGGUGUGAACGGUAGCUUGAUGGUGACUUUGACGGGGGUCGACUCGGGCACGCUGACGGAAGCCGCUCUAGUUGAAUCGACGGGGUCAAAGGAGACGAAAGGAGUUCUGGAGACACAGGGGAGAGGGAAAUAUUUAGUCCGGGUUGAGCAGAUACCGUCAGUGGAGUUUGUGGUGCGGGUGAAGGGGCAGGAUGGCAGCGCGACCGCCAGAGUAUUCCAAAGGCAAUCACCUACCAACUUCCAAGCCUCCAAUGUGACUAUCACCGCCGAUUCAAACACCGUCUUAGUGCCAGGAACACCGUUCUCUGUUCCCUUCUCUGUGAUGACCAACGGAAUAGGGGGGAAUUACACCAUCCGAGCCACCAACAACCAACGCUUUGACACGGCGUCUCCAACCCAGUUGUUCCUGGAACCUGGAAACAGCACAGGUGGCACAGUGAACCUCACAGCACCUCUCAACACCCCCUCCGGUACUGAUGUCACGCUGACCAUCGAGGCCGAGGCUCCGGGGGGCGCAGACACCAACUACGUCGUGCUACGAAUCUCUGUUCUUAAUACGGUGACCGAUUUCACCCAGCCAGAGUGUCAGCUGCUCGGCCUGGAGUCCAGCUGCCCUAAAAACUGCAGCCUCUCGACAUGGGCGCUCUCAGCGCGGGUGACUGAUGGGGAUGAAGGUGUUGGUGUUGAGCGCGUCAGCCUCAAACAAGGCAACGGCACGAUGAACACCAGCCUGGCCGCUGGCAACGGGAACGUGACGCUGGUGUCCUACAGGGCGUCUUGCUGCUCGCCUGAUAUGGAGCUCCUGGCGGUGGAUCGGGUGGGUAAUGUAGGCACCUGUUUCUACACACGGCGGGAGAGUUCACCCGCUGCCCUCUCUUCAAGCACCAGAGUCACCCAGUCACUCUCUCUUUGCCUGAGCAUGGUGGGACUCGUGCUCCACGUGACGACUGGGGGGAACAUUCAGUGAUUCCCCUCUCGGUGCUCUUGUCGUCACAUUUUGCAGUAGACGUAAGCAGUUGCUUUUGGGUCUGGUGGGUCCUGGAAAAGGCCUUCAGGGCAGGUUGGUCAUGGAGGUUUUCUCUUUUUUGUAAAGUUAGUGGCAACAACUGAUUAAUGCAGCUUUAAAUUACAACCUGAUUUUCAUCUUUAUGCAUUUUAAAGCGCAUUCCUUCUCUUACAAAGGUUGUUUUUUCUCUGUAAGAUUGGGCAUGACGGCUUCUCUGCUCCGCCUGUUGUUAAGUGAAUGUUUCGUUUUAUAAAUCCAACCGUCCAUUAUCUAUGCUGCCUAUCCUUUGAGGGUCUCGGGAAGCGGCGGCUGGAGCCAAUCCCAGUUGACUUUAGGCGUCACCCUGGACCCCGGCGCAAACAACUACACCAAACCUAGAUCCUAAAAUUCAUAAGGGUAAGCUGUGUUGCUUCCCUGAGAAGUAAAGACUGUGCAGAUGAUUUGCGUCGAACAGUGAGCUCUAACCUCCUUCACAUGCUCCUGGGUCCGACCAGUUUGCCUCUGACAUGUGAGGAGCUGUGAUGAUCCAGGAAAUGCUGGAACGACAGACGAGAAACAGCAGACAAGUUUUUCUUUAAAAAAAACAAAAACCCAAAACAAUUUUUUUUAUUCUUGUCAUAAUGUGUCUAAUGUUUGAUCCGUCACAGAAAAACAAAACGUUGCUUUUCACAUUUUGCUACAAGUUCAGCAAUCUUCCAUUUUCUCUGGUUUCCUUUAUCACUAUUUACAUUUUGAAAAGUUUUCAGAGGGGCUUAUUCAAACAAACUAGUCAUUGAUCAUCUGAUGCACGUUGAGAUACGUAUAUUGUGAUGUGUGUGUGUUUGGUGGUGGUGCGUGUGUUUGUAGGUAGUUUGGGGAGUUUUAAGAUGCCAAAAAAAACAAAAGAAAGCCUCCCAUCUUUGCUACUUUGACAUAGCCAUCGUUUUUUGACUCUCUAAGUGAUAUGUGUUGAUUUACUUUACAACUUUAUCACAACUUGCACAUGUCCCUCUAACCUACAGCCCCUUAGUCCACCUCUGCAAUCUCCUCGCGCUUGUCAAAUCACUUUGAAUGGUGUAAAUAUGUUAAAAUAUAUAUAUUUUUUGCCAAAGCAUUAAAGGUACAUCAUGUGAAAACUGGAAUGCGGAUUAGGGGGAAUCAACCACAAAACAAAUAUUAGAUAUGGGUGUAUUUUGUUCAGAUGUGUUGAACCGUCAAUUUGCAUUUGGAUUGUCCACAUUCCUGCCCGGACACAAUGGCACCUUUAAAGGGACAACACUGUUAAGAGUGUGGAGGAGACCGGUUCCUUGUCAAUGCAAAGGGGAAAACGCUUUUCUCAGGAAUUCAGACCAGUUCUUCAGGUGUGUUUACGUGCACUUCAGUCAGUGCCAUUGGCGUACUGGGACAGCUUAUUCUCCAAGUCACAGAUUCUCUUCUCCUGAGACAAAACUGUGGCCUUCAGAUUCUGAAACUCCUCCAACAACCUCUCGAGCAACUGAGGCUGGACGGGGGAGAAGAGGGGAGAGAAGGAAGAAACGGGGGGAAACAGAAGGAGAAAGGGCAAAAACAGACAGUGACAGGGAAGGGAAAAUGAAAAAGAGAGAGGAAAAAUAGGUCAAGGACAGUGAGCAACUAGAAAAAAUGAACAAAAAACAAAGAUGGGAGCUUUGGGUGAAUACAAAAGAGAGAGAGAGAGAGAGAUGUGGGUGGGUACGAAGGAAAAGAAAAAGGGUUAAACACAGACACAGAUGAUGUUAAGAGUAAUGGUGAGUUCAGACAGCGUCAGGCCACAAUGUGGAAGUAGAUCAGAAGAGACGAGUGGUUCCAAACAGUGGUUCACAUACAGCACAGAUAAGAUAAAGAAGUUACCGGCAGGCUGUUGGUGUCCAAAGUGGACAAGCUGCGUCGGGUGGUGGGUCUGGAGUCCAACACAUUCUUCUUUGCCACUUUGAGCUCUCGGCUCUUGGGAGGCACGUAGCCCUCCCUCAUGGACACCAGGAUUGGAUCCUCGUCGCGGCCGUCCAGCCACUCUUCGGCCUCCAUGGCGGGCUCAGGCCCUGCUGUGUCCGGGUACAGGUCGUCCUGGAAGAGGUCCGACUGUGCGAUAGGAUAAGAUAUCAUUCCUUUUUAUUUAUGUCUAGUUUGAAGGUUUUGAUAGCUGUGGAAGCCUACCAUUUAUUUCAGUGACUUAAUUGUUUUUCAGCAAAUUCUAUAAAAGACAAAAGAGGGA